AUGUCGACAGAAAAGAAGCCCCCAAUCACCUGCCACGUCCUCGACACCACGAUUGGCAAGCCCGCAGCGAACAUACCCGUCGUACUCACGCUGCUCAACCCGUCCUCGACAUCCGACGCCGCGCUCAGGUUCUCCGCAACCACAAACGGCGACGGACGCGUCACGGCUUGGAAACCUGCCAGUCCGUUCUCGAGCGAGCAGCUGGAGGAUGUGUUCCACGAGCAAGGCGACAAGAAGUACAGCCUGACCUUCGAUACGGAGGCGUACUUUGGAGGAAGAGGGGUCAGUACUUUCUUCCCAGAGGUUGUCGUGCAGUUCGUCGUUAGGGAGGCACAGAAACAGGAGCAUUUUCAUGUGCCUGUCUUGCUUGGGCCGUUUGGGUACACGACAUAUCGCGGAUCGUAG
Ascochyta rabiei is the source of this 405-nucleotide messenger RNA. RefSeq names its product Hydroxyisourate hydrolase. Gene Ontology annotation, biological process: purine nucleobase metabolic process. The coding region runs from base 1 to 405 and encodes 134 amino acids. The transcript has a single exon. Gene Ontology annotation, molecular function: hydroxyisourate hydrolase activity. Lineage: Eukaryota; Fungi; Ascomycota; Dothideomycetes; Pleosporales; Didymellaceae. The record is from RefSeq and is a predicted model, not a curated record.